Messenger RNA from Penicillium taxi, 825 nucleotides. Its product is annotated as sulfotransferase family protein. The annotation marks the transcript as partial. The record is from RefSeq and is a predicted model, not a curated record. The transcript is spliced from 5 exons. NCBI's taxonomy places the organism in Eukaryota, Fungi, Ascomycota, Eurotiomycetes, Eurotiales, Aspergillaceae.
AUGAAACUGUUAGAGAACAUCGUGAUUGCUUGGAAGGAGCAUGCUAUUGGAGAUGAAAAUUGCAAAUUUUACGACUAUGAUUGUAUCUGGACAGAUAUCGAUCGUCGAGAAUGCCGACGUGAGGUGUCUAUGAAAAUUCUGGCUCUUGGCAUGAGCCGCACCGGAACCGACUAUAGAAAGCUGAACGUUGGUAUAUUGAAAGCCUUGAGACAAGCUUUGAGGAUCUUAGGCUAUGACGACGUAUAUCACGGUUAUUCUGCAUCUUUGGAGAAUCCUCGAGAUUGCAAAAUGUGGCUUUCUGGUUUACGCGCAAAAUAUGACGGUAUUGGGAAGGUGUUUGGGCGGAUGGAAUUCGACCAGCUUUUAGGACAUUGCCAGCAGGUUGUGUCGGACUUCCCUGCCGUGUGCUUUUCUGAAGAGCUUAUCGAAGCCUAUCCUGAAUCUAGGAUAUUGACAAAUGGCACGGGGUUUAACAUCAGAAACAGGUCCGUGAAUCAAUCCAUUCAGCCACUGCUGAAUAGCGCGUUUCUACGUUUUAUCGAAUUGGUCGAUCGCGCCCUACUCGGAAAAACACGAUGGAUUGGACGAACUUGGAGAAAGAUCUGGAAGAAUCUCUUUGACAACAAUUUUGAACAAAAUGGACGUCGAGUAUAUUUGGAACACUGUGAUUUGAUCAAGAAUUUGGUUUCAAAUGAAAAUUUGUUGAUCUUCGACGUUCGCAAUGGCUGGGAGCCGCUUUGUAAGUUUCUUGGACACCCCGUACCAGCUAUUGAUUUUCCUAAGGGAAAUACUGUCGACAUUUUCCACAGACGCUUGGCAAGUGGC